This is a messenger RNA of Annulohypoxylon maeteangense, 1886 nucleotides long. RefSeq names its product NAD(P)-binding protein. The transcript has a single exon. Gene Ontology annotation, biological process: steroid biosynthetic process. NCBI's taxonomy places the organism in Eukaryota, Fungi, Ascomycota, Sordariomycetes, Xylariales, Hypoxylaceae. The record is from RefSeq and is a predicted model, not a curated record. Gene Ontology annotation, molecular function: 3-beta-hydroxy-Delta5-steroid dehydrogenase (NAD+) activity. Bases 346 to 1755 code for a protein of 469 amino acids.
UCAUUUUACUUUGAUUAACGUCGUCCAAGAUUCCGUUGUACCUCCUACGCUCGUGCUUAUUGUUUCCAAUUUUCGCCAAGUCAAUUUCCGCUAUCGAAUCCUUACAAUGUUAGAAGCGAAGCGGUCCCACAUCGGAAGCGAAAUGCCGCGGUUUUUGCUUCGUAUUCGUAUCGUCACCGCAUCGUCGCAUCCUUCAAACGCUGAGACCAGCUCUAGGUAAUAGCACCGAAGCGAAGCUAUGGAUACACUUUAUUUCCAUUCUUUGUAUUAAAAUAGGCUGAGGUUUCACUACGUUGAUCAAUUCCGCACUCUUUAACUCUAAAAACAAAGGGCCAAAAUUUUGGGAUGGAAGCUACGUCAAACCAAAUACUCCUCACCACGCUCGCGACAGCUGUUGCGCUAGGCGUAGCAUGGGUGUGGAAGCUGAACACGGCGCUCAAGCAGACGCCGCCGGAAGUGCUGGCAGAAUCACCGCACCGAUGGACUGAAAAGGAGAUCAAGGAAACUUACAAGCGCAUCGAAGCUAACCCCAUAAACUGGGCAAAGCACCUACCACCAAAACUAGACCGGCGUUACAUCGUCACCGGCGGAAGUGGUGGCGUAGGCGGGACAAUCGUACUGCAUUUACUCGCGCGAGGGCAAUCCCCUGAAAGCAUCCGAAUCGUAGACUUUCGCAAACCGGAGCGUCCGGACAUGACCUUCGGCCCAGCAUCACUAGUUGAUUUUGCGCAAACGGACAUCUCAUCAGCAGAAGCGACAUUCGCCGCAUUUUCCAAACCAUGGCCCGCUAGCGUCAAGGACUUGCCUCUUACCGUCUUCCACACUGCAGCCAUAAUUGUACCUUCUGAACGGUCAAUGAUCAGCUACGAGCGCGUAAAGCGCGUGAACAUCGACGGCGUGCGCCACGUUCUGUCCGCAUCGGAAAAAGCAGGCGCUUCGGUCUUCGUCUCCACGUCCUCGGCCUCCGUAGCAUACAAGCCCGUGCAGUACUGGGGCAACCCCUUCCGGCAAUACCCCAAGCACUUCUGGCAAUACAUCGACGACUCUGACUUCGACCUGCCCUUACGCCCACACGCAGAGUUCUUCGGCAACUACGCACACGCAAAAGGUGUCUCCGAACGCCUCAUCUCCGAAGCCAACAAAGACAGCUUCCGCACCGGCAUCAUCCGCCCCGCGAACGGGAUCUACGGCAGCAGUUAUGGCGACCAGGUCGUCGGCAUGUGUCUGCGCGCCGGGACCGUACCCAGCUGGAUGUGCAACGUCGUGCAGAACUUCGUCACGGCGGGCCAUGUUUCGCUCGGACACCUGCUUUUCGAAGUCGCGCUUAUCCAAGGCAAAGAUGGCAAGGGGAAAAUGCCUGGGUGUGCGGGUCGCCCGUUUACGGUUACGGAUGGUGGCGCGCCGCCGCUUUUUGAGGAUUUUUAUAGGCUGCUGAAGACGACGGCGGUGACGCCGAAGAUUGAGAUCGUGUACCUCCAGCCGGCGGUUAUGUUGUGCCUUGCGCAUGUGGUUGAGUUGAUUGAUCUGGCGAGCCGGUUGCCGGUGCUGGGGUGGGUGGUGCCCCGGCCGAAGGGGGAUUUGGCGUUCUUGCAGCCGGCGGUGUUUAGUGCGAGUACGCAUUUUCUGGCGACGGAUGCGGGGGCGCGGAGGAGUGUGCGGGAGGGCGGGAUUAGGUAUGCGCCGGUGCAUGAUACGAUGGAGGGGUUAUGUCAGCAGGUUUUGGAUUGGAAUGUUGAGCAUAAAGGUUCGGGAUAGAUUUGGGAAGAGUAGGUCUUUGUGAGAUGUGUAUAUAGGUACAUACUUUGGAUGUACCCGAGGCUAGAAAUAUAUAUACUUAUAGGUAUAAGAGCAGCAUGAUUUCUGCCUAUAGAGUUCAAAAAAACCUC